This is a messenger RNA of Clupea harengus (Atlantic herring), 1208 nucleotides long. It is a transcript of the gene thoc6, whose product is annotated as THO complex 6. Gene Ontology annotation, cellular component: transcription export complex; THO complex. Gene Ontology annotation, molecular function: protein binding. NCBI's taxonomy places the organism in Eukaryota, Metazoa, Chordata, Actinopteri, Clupeiformes, Clupeidae. Gene Ontology annotation, biological process: mRNA export from nucleus. The record is from RefSeq and is a predicted model, not a curated record.
UCCCACAAUUCAAAGCAGCCACUUCCGUUUCCCUCCGUAGAAUUUGUGCGACGGUGUUUGAAUGGAGGCGAGCGUCCACACAAAAAAACAAAAGCAACUCUAACUGCAACAAUGGGGCCUAUUGAGCUUCUCCACGUGACGGUGUAUUCCCAGAGCUUUUCUCCCUGUGGACGUUACUUAGCAGUAGGGAACAACUAUGGAAAUAUUGCAUUGUUCAGUCUAACAGCAGCCCUCAGUCCAGAAGCAACAGAGCUCAGUCAGAAACCAGUCCUCACUUUCACAGCUCAUGAGGGCCCAGUGUUUUCUCUGCUGUCCACGGAUAGCCAGCUUCUGAGUGCAGGGAAUGGCGAGGUCAGCGCCUGGAACUGGUCUGAACUCAUCAAAAGGAACUCAAAAGCUGUUUGGACAAGAAGGCCUAACUACAAAACCAGUCUAGAGAUUCCUGAAAUCAAUGCCAUGGCACUCGGUCCUAAAGACAACAGCUUGAUUGUUGGUGGUGGAGACAAUAACAUUCACAUCAUGGACCUAGAGAGUGGCAUCUUUAAGUCGGUCUUGCAGGGCCACAGUGACUACAUCCACUGCCUGACGGUGAGGGAGAGGGAGGGAGAGAUCCUGUCUGGAGGGGAGGAUGGUGCAGUGCGGAUAUGGGAUUCUAGGACAGCACAGUCCGUACACUGCAUCGAAGUUUACAAAUAUCAGGAAUGUGCCCGCCCCCAGCUUGGCAGAUGGAUCAGCUGCCUGACCACAGACUCCGACUGGAUGCUCUGCGGAGGAGGCCCAUCCCUAUCUCUCUGGCACCUGCGCUCCAUGUCUCCUACGUCAGUCUUCCCCAUCUCCGGUUGCCAACGUGAUGCCAUGUUUUACCAGGACAUGAUCUUAUCAGUGGGUGAAGGGCCGUAUCUGUACCAUAGUUUCUUGGGUGGGCAAGUCAAAGCUCAGAUCCCCUGCACCUCCCCGUCUCUGAACAGCCUGGCUCUGAACGUUCACCCCUCUGAAUCUCGGGUUAUGACACUGGGGGGCAGCAGUGACCAUAUUGAUGUUUUCACCAACUUGUCCUACAGAGCUUUCUCCUUGUCUUUCUAGAAUCUUGGGGGCUUUAUACCUCAAUCAUUGCCCUCAUACAUGAUCGUCAACUUGGGAAGUUGAUUCUUAUUGUGAAUUCACAGUACCCUAUUUUUAUAUGUAAUAAAAUACAUUCGUUUUCAGAG